Helianthus annuus (common sunflower) is the source of this 2398-nucleotide messenger RNA. RefSeq names its product probable sulfate transporter 3.3. The transcript has 13 exons. Lineage: Eukaryota; Viridiplantae; Streptophyta; Magnoliopsida; Asterales; Asteraceae. Gene Ontology annotation, biological process: transmembrane transport. The record is from RefSeq and is a predicted model, not a curated record. Gene Ontology annotation, molecular function: secondary active sulfate transmembrane transporter activity. Gene Ontology annotation, cellular component: membrane. The coding region runs from base 184 to 2151 and encodes 655 amino acids.
AUGUGUGGGGAUGCAUGUCUCAUAAGAUGACAUAAACAACACCAACUCAUGACUCAUGAUUCUUUAUAAGUGCAAACACCCCCUCAUAUUGGCUCAAUCUCAUAGUUCUAUCUCUUGUACACUCUUUUAAUCAUCUUGAAUUUGUGUUACCGAAAAGACUCAAUCUUUCGGUCAAGAGAAAGAAUGGAAAGAAAGUUUGAACAAGGCUUAGGUGGUUCUCAUCAUCAUCAUCCAUGUGUAGAGAUAGAUAUGGAGAUUCAUAAGGUUGAGACGCCACCAAAGAGAAGCAGUUUUCAAAAGAUAAAGAAUAGGCUCAAAGAAACUUUCUUUCCUGAUGACCCUCUUAGGCAGUUCAAAGGGCAAUCUAGUAAGCGAAAAUGGCUACUUGGUUUUCAAUACAUUUUUCCUAUACUUCAAUGGGGUCCUCAUUACAACCUUAAUCUACUCAAAUCUGAUGUUGUUUCUGGUCUAACAAUUGCUAGUUUAGCCAUUCCUCAGGGUAUAAGCUAUGCAAAGCUUGCCAAUCUCCCUCCUAUUGUUGGUCUAUAUUCAAGCUUUGUGCCACCACUAGUGUAUGCUGUGUUAGGGAGCUCAAGAGAUCUAGCAGUUGGACCAGUGUCAAUAGCAUCACUAUUGAUGGGGUCAAUGCUAAGACAAGAAGUGUCACCAACCCAAGACCCUCUUUUGUUUCUUCAAUUGGCCUUCACUUCUACCUUCUUUGCUGGCCUCUUUCAAGCCUCUCUUGGGUUUCUAAGGCUUGGGUUCAUUAUUGACUUCUUGUCAAAGGCUACACUUAUUGGAUUCAUGGCUGGGGCUGCAAUCAUUGUAUCACUUCAACAAUUGAAAGCUCUUCUUGGCAUCACACAUUUCACUAAAGAAAUGGGUUUGGUUCCUGUUAUGUCCUCUAUCUUUCACAACACUAAAGAGUGGUCGUGGCAAACGAUCUUGAUGGGGUUUUGUUUUCUCGUAUUCCUGCUUGUGACGAGACACAUUAGCAUUAAAAAACCAAAGCUAUUUUGGAUAUCAGCAGGAGCACCUCUGCUUUCAGUGGUCCUCUCUACCAUCAUUAUUUUUGUUUCCAAAGCACAACACCAUGGCAUUUCUGUGAUUGGAAAAUUAGAACAAGGAUUAAAUCCACCUUCAUGGAACAUGUUGCAUUUUCAUGGAAGUCAUAUUGGUUUAGUCUUGAAAACUGGUCUUGUAACUGGCAUCAUUUCCCUCACUGAAGGGAUUGCUGUAGGAAGAACAUUUGCUGCCUUGAAGAAUUACCAAGUUGAUGGUAACAAAGAAAUGAUUGCAAUUGGAGUCAUGAAUGUUGUUGGUUCUACCACUUCAUGCUAUGUCACUACCGGUGCAUUUUCACGGUCAGCUGUGAACCACAACGCAGGAGCCAAAACAGCAGUCUCCAACAUCAUCAUGGCUGUGACGGUUAUGGUCACACUUCUGUUCUUGAUGCCAUUGUUUCGGUAUACACCCAACCUAGUAUUGGGUGCAAUCAUUGUCACUGCGGUCAUUGGCCUUGUCGACAUCCCAGCGGCGUACCAAAUAUGGAAAGUCGAUAAAUUCGACUUCGUUGUUAUGUUAUGUGCUUUCUUUGGUGUUAUCUUUAUAUCGGUCCAAGAAGGACUCGCGCUUGCUGUGGGAAUUUCUAUAUUCAAGAUGGUAUUGCAGAUGACAAGACCUAAAACAGUGGUGUUGGGAAACAUACCUGGUACUGACAUAUUUAGAAACAAACAUCAGUACAAGGAUGCUGUCUCAAUCCCAGGUUUCUUGAUUUUAAGUAUCCAGGCUCCCAUCAGUUUUGCCAACUCUAAUUAUCUCAAUGAAAGGAUUUUGAGGUGGAUACUAGAUUAUGAGGAGGAAGAAGCAGCCAAAAGUCAUUCUGAUCUCAGAUUUGUAAUUCUAGAUCUUGCUGCUGUAAGUGCCAUUGAUGCUAAUGGUGUGGCGUUUUUCCAAGAACUCAGGAGGGUAUUGGAGAAGAAGGGUGUUGAGCUUGUAUUGGUGAAUCCGGUCGGGGAAGUGAUAGAGAAACUGCAAAAGGCGGAUGGGACAAAUGAUCUUUUGCAACCGAAUAAUCUUUACUUGACGGUUGGAGAAGCCGUAUCGUCACUACUUUCAUCGAUGAAGGUAGGGUCGUCAAGCCAUGGUUAAACGAAAAAAUUAUGAAGGUUGGGUGUUUCAGUUGUAAAAUGUAGUAUGAUGGGGGGAAAAGAUGCAAGUAUUGCAAUCUAAAGCAAAGAUUUAGAUUCUUGGUAUUUAGGUUGUAUCUAGGGUUUGUUAGGAACCAAAUAUUGUUUUAAGGUUCCUAAAAGGACAUGUGAAGCAUUUACAAUGUAAUGUUUCGCUGACUUAUGUCGUGUUUUGUUAAUGCACUUUAGCUGCUUGAGAGUCGCCUUUA